Paramuricea clavata is the source of this 12737-nucleotide messenger RNA. The record is from the annotation of a GenBank genome assembly. Lineage: Eukaryota; Metazoa; Cnidaria; Anthozoa; Malacalcyonacea; Plexauridae.
AUGCAGGUGAUAAUUCUUCGGAACGACAACGCCAGUGGGAUAAUCCGUCUGUCAUCUUCUACAGUUUCUGUGAAAGAAGAUACCAGAGGAACAUUUUUGAACAUUGUACGAAGUGGAGGUUUAUUUGGUCAGGUACCAGUUACAUUUGUUCUUAAUAUUUUUAGGAUUAUAAAUCUUGUCAAGAUACGUAUAGCAGAUAUAUGCAGCAUUCGCAAAACUACAGUGUGUUUUAAAUAUCUGAGCUGAACUAACUUUACUAUGAGAAUAUGACUAUGCAAAAUUUUAUGCGAAUUCCGCAGCUUAAAAUGAGAAGCAUUGCUGUAUUUUCUAACCAAAUUCUUCUCUUUAAUUACAGAUAACUGUGGACAUCGUGGUCACACCAAGAACAUCAGAUCCAACCAAAGACUACCGCAUCAACGCCAGCAAGGUCACACUGGCAGAUGGUCAGCGGACUGCAGCAGUACCAAUAUCUAUUAUCAAUGAUGAAGAUCCUGAAUUCAAUGAGACAUUUAUUGUUCGUCUUGUGUCAAGUGAUGGAAGCGUGAUCAUUGGCUCUCCUUCACAAUGUGAAGUGACCAUUGAAAAAAACGACUAUCCUUAUGGAUUAAUAGGUAAUACAACGCAGUAGCUUACUUCUAGUUAACUAAACUAACUUUAUCAAUACUGGAUAGUUCUAUUAGUUCUUAACUGUUAUUCCUAGAGGUUCAGUUGGGUCAUGUUUCUACGGAAGGAAACCUAAACUGACUUUAUUUAACUUGAUGUCUAAACUGACAUACUUUUUUGGUGUUUUUUUUUUCCUGGUAAGGGCAUCGUUUAUAGAGGGCAACAAAUGGUUGCUUCAACUUUAUUUGAUUUUUUUUGCAGGGUAUGCUGUCUCUUCGUUGGAUAAUUUCGUUAAUGAACCGCCCAGCGGUAGCCAAGUGGUUAAACUUUAUAUAAUACGUGAAUAUGGUACGCUGGGUGUUGCGAGGUUUGAGUGGGAGGUGACGCUCUCUGGGAGACUGGCAACUAAUGACGUACAACAGACUCAGGGCAGUGGUCUUAUACCUCCCGGAGAAAACAGAACGAGUUUUGAUAUCGUAAUUCUGGCUGAUAAUGUUCCAGAGGUCAACGAGGUAUUAAUAGACCGUUCAUGCUUUGAACUAACCACGAAAUACUGCUGUUGGAAAAAUAUCUAUUCAUGAAAAUCAUGCACGAAAAAUUUGAUGUUUGCUCACCCACUAAAAACAUUGUUUCGUUACACUAGCUUUGGAUUCGUGGUUUGCUCAUGUUUCUAAUUUCGAGGUUUGCCCGAAUCCUCAACAAUUUAUGUGUCUUUAAGGUACUGUCAGUUACUCUGAGAAUAAGCCAAGGUGAGGCUCAACUGAAUCCAGGCAGAAGUCAAGCCAAUGUAACAAUUAAUCUCAACGAUGAUGCACAUGGUGUGAUAGAGUUCAGUAAAGACAGUUACACCGUACAUGAGAAUGAUCAAAAUACCACUGCUCAUAUUCCAAUUGUUCGAAAACGAGGCACAUAUGGUGAUGUGAAAGUUUACUACAGGUACGCAUACUACUUUCAUAUUAAUCUGACACUGCAAUCGACCAACGAAAAAUUCGUUGGCUCGAACGGGAUUUGAACUCGCAUCUUUGGGUAUCUAGACCGCCGCUCUACCUAUUGAGCUAUCGAGUCAACAGGGAUUGGUAGCGAGUCUUAUCCAAUUUAAGUGCACGAAAUAUUUUCGUGACGACUAACGCUUGUCUUAGAGACGUGCAGUGUUUCAAUUCUAUUUCAGAACCAUCCUCAGAGAUACGAAAAACUACUUUCAUAUUAAUCUGACAUUGAAAUCGACCAACGAAAAAUUCGCAUAUUACAUUAGCAAAAUCUUGUCGUUCAACAACAUGAUCCAGUGUUACUACAGGAGAGACAGGAGAGAACUUAGACUAAACUAAACUAACUUUAUUUAUACUGGAUUGCUAUAUCAGUUCUAAACUGUUCUCCCUUGAUGUCCAAUAAGAACCAUCUCUUAUUGAUCCAGAGUUACUACAGGAGGGAACCUGACUAAACUAACUUUAUUUGUACUUGAUUGCUGUGUCAGGUCUAAACUGGUCUCUCUAUAGAUAUAGUAAGACCAUCCUUAUUGAGCCAGUAUCACCACAGGAGGAAACCUAACCUAAAUUAACUCCAUUUAUACAACCGGGAUAUAUCUAUCAGUUCUAAGCAGUUCUUCCUAGAGGUUCAAACAACGGUUACCCCCAAUAGUCCAGUGUUACUACUACUGGAACAAAUCUGAUAGUGGUAGGUGUGGUAGACGUUAGUUAAGUUUAAAUUAGUUUAGAGACCUUUUUGUUAUUUCUACGAUGUCUUAAAGCAUCACGAGUCUUGUUCAUGUUUUCUUUAGCACUGUUCAAGAUUUUUCACCGUCGCCUGCCAUUGCUAAUCAAGAUUACAUGCCGAUGGUUAACGCGAGCGUCAUCAUCGCUGACGGAUCAAAUACGUCUUCAGUUGAUGUCGUCAUUCUUGGUGAUGUAACACCUGAACUAAGAAAGUACUUUACUGUGGUACUGGAGUAUGUUGAACUUCUGGAAAUUGGAGUAUCGUCCAGACCUCGUUUGGGUUCGCAGUCUAGUGUUAAUGUAACGAUCGAAGAUGAUGAUUAUGUUUAUGGAUUGUUUAAAGUGUUUGCACAAGGAAAUCGAAGUCAGGUUGUUGUCAAUGAAACAGGGGGUUUGGCCGUGAAUCUUGAGUUUCGGAGGCUUGGAGGUAAGAGUUGGAAUAGGUCAGCGAUGGUGUGACAGUGGAACUGGAUGGACCUUUUAACUCUGUCACCGAGGUUGGAUUUCUGCAACAUGUAGUUGUCUGUUAAUUUUGCCCCAGUCACAUACAGUAAAGCCCCGCAUAAAAGAACCAGUGAAUUUUGACUUUAGGCUGAAGUGGUUCUUAUAUAAUCUUACUUCACACUAUACUUUUUUCUAUUCUACACAUUAAUAGGGACUGUUGUUGCAUAGAACUAUUGUUAUGACACUAAUAUGGUUCUCGUUACAUAUAUCUAAACUUAAAAAAACUUUUUAAAACUUGUAUUUUGGUUGCUUAAUUGCCCAAAUGUCAGGCUGGUGGUUCUUAACCUACCGGUUCUUUUAUGCGGGGCUUUACUGUAUGAGAAGAGUGCUUCCAGUUUGACUAUACCAAAUACCACAAGUUUUUCUCUACAGUACAGUUUCUUCCUGUAGUAACACAGGACCAGUGAUGGAUUCUUAUCUAUAGGUCAAGAAACCGAAGUACUCGUAGAAUAUCUGCAGUGUUUGGUAGAGUCAAGCAGGAAGCACUCUUUUCACAUGUCACUGAGGUGGAAUUAUGUAUAUUGCAGAAAUCGAACCUGGUUUCAUUUCAAAGGGCACACUCGCUAAUGCCUGUGCCACUAAAACACAUCUUGAUAGUUGUACUCUGUUUUUUUUUUAAUUUCAAACUAAUUACUUGUCUUGUUUAGGUGCAACUGGUGCGGUUUCAGUGAUGGCUAUAAUAUCUCCCAAAAGCACAGCUCGUGUAAAUGAGGACUUUCAAGGAAGUGACGUUACGUUGAGCUUCAAACCCAGAGAGCGCACGAAGUCUCUUGCAAUAAGUAUCAACAGUGACAACAUCCCGGAGCGUGAUGAGACUAUAAUUGUGAAGCUGGUCAACCCCACCGCUGGCGCAUCGGUGGCACAGGGGACUGGAAACAAUGUAACGAUCAUAAUUCAGGCAAAUGACGUGGUUGCGGGCUAUAUUGGAUUCAGUAUGCUGUCCCAAGUGGUGAUUGUGAGGGAAGGAGAGAUGGUUCAUCUUAAAGUUGUUAGGACGUCUCCUGCAGCGGGAAUGGUGACUGUUGAUUGGCUUAUUCAAGGACAGAAUGUUACAAAGGAUUUUAAUGAAACAUAUGGAACGGUGGUUUUUAAAGAGGUGUGGUAUGAAAUAAUAUGCUGCAUGGCCGGAUUUUAAGGGGAGGUGUGGAGAGGUGCGCACCUUCCCCAAGAUCGUUUUGCACCUCCCCUGAGAUUUUUUCACCUCCCCUGAAACGUCAUGCACCUUCCCGUAUGAAAUGUUAAAUGAUAUAUCAAAGUGAAAGAAAUUGUUAUGUGUUUCUUAGAGCAAGUACCCUUUAGCCUGCGAACAGGCUCUCAAGCUGAAUUGAGAGCCUGCAUCGAUGACUAAUGAAUUUGAAUAUCUGCCCCGUAACGUUCGUUUUUCCAAAUAUGGAAUGUCUAUCCUUAUAUGGUGUUGUUUACAACUUUCGUGCAAACUAAAUUUAGACCGUGCAAACUAAGUUUAGACCGUACAGUUUAUACUGUUUUUCGAAAUAUAAGAUAUUCAAGCAAAAGUUCAAAUGUUUUAAAUACUGUUUUCUCAAAACAGAACAUUUCGUGCUUUGAGAUAAGACGGCCAAGACCAAUUUGAUCAGUUAAUGUGUUUUUUAUGCAUAGUGCUUCAGCAGUUGACAUAUAUAGAGCUCAGCGGAAAUAGCAUCUGACCAAUGAGAAUUUCGCGUCACGAUUUGAGACGCAGAUAUUCAAAUUCAUUAGUCAUCGAUGCAGGCUCUCAAUUCAGCUUGAGAGCCUGUUCGCAGGCUAAGUACCCUUUUAAUGCAAUAUUUCACAAGAAACUUAGUUUGUAGUAAUGUAACGAAGGGCAAAGUCAGAUGGCUCGUACAGUCAUAAUUCAUAAAUACACUGAAACAUAUGUACAGUACAUGCAUUCAGAGAGGGGUUACGUUCUAAGCCCUAAUUUCCAAUGGGGGCGACGAGCUAGACCGCUGCACCUCCCCUAAAUUGUUUCCACUUCCCCCACCAUUUCUACCAAAAUCCGGCCUUGAUAUGCUGUAUGAUGCUGUAUGGUAGAGUAUGGUGUAGUAUAGUGUAGAAUAGUAUAGUGUGGUAGGGAUGGGAUGGGAUGGUGUGUACGUGGCUUUUUAAGUGUGGUUUGAUGUGAUUGGUAUGGUAUGGUAUGGUAUGGUAUGGUAUGGUAUGGUAUAGUGUGGUAUAGUAUGGUGUAUUAUGGAUGGUACGGAACUAUAUAAUAGACAAAAUUUUCUUUAUCUAUGUAGGGUCAAAACUCCACCUACAUACGAACACGAGUGAUAGCCGACAACACAUCAGAAAUUGACGAACAGUUUCAAGUGAUUCUCCGAAACCCAAUAACAUCGGGUAUUUCCAGAACUGGCGCGGCUGAGAUCAACCCUCGUAUGGGGACAGCCACAGUGACAGUAGCAGCUAGUAACGAACCACAUGGAGUGUUCGAGUUUCAGCAGAGUUCACGAAGGGUUACUGUUCAAGAAAGCGAGAAUAUUGUUGAACUGUCUGUUGCAAGAUUGUUUGGAAAUAUUGGUAAGAUAAAAUUAAAAUAACUUUAUGCCAAAUUGAUCUAUUAGUUUUAAACUGUUCUCCGUAAGCGUCAUCUCUCAUUGGUACAAUGUUAUUACAGGAAGAAACCUAAACUAAUACACCCUUUUCAUAAAUGGCUGCCGAUUAAAAAUUCUUUUAUGUGCAUAUAAAUUGGCCCAACUAGCCUCGUACUCAUGUUAAGAUUUCAAAGGAAUUUCUACCCAGAAACGAGGCUAGUUGGGCCAAUUUAUAUGCACAUAAAAGAAUUUUUAAUCGGCAGCCAUUUAUGAAAUGGGUGUAUUGUUUUCUUUAUUUAUACUGCAUUGUUCUAUCUGUCUUUCCAGACGUCUAGUAAAAGUAGCGCCAUUCUUUAUUGGUCAAAUGUUACUACAGGAGGAAACCAAAACUAAACUAGAACUGAUUGAUACCUCAAUCAGGUUUAAACGGUUCUCCCUAGAGGUCCAGUAAGAGGCAUUCCUUAUUGCUCCAGUGUUUCUACCUGAACUAAUUACAUAUACUGGAUAGCAUUAUCAGUUCUGUGCUGUUUUCUCUAGAAGUUCAACAAGGGGUAUUUCUUUCGUCCAGUGUUGCUACUACAAGAGGCAAUCCAGAGAAAACCUUUGAUGUUUAGGAAUGUCGUACUGGAAGCACUCUUCUCACAUGUGACUAAAAUUUUAAUGAGACAACUGCAUAUUGCACGAAUCAAUUCAAUUCAAUUUAUUAAAUUGCCACAAAAAGGAAUUAUUUACAAACGAAACGUACAUUAAUGAAAGAUACAUGUGACGAGAAGCCCAAGAAAAACCAUAAGGCUUAAUUUGAGUUACGGACUUCCUCAUUUAAUUCCUCAGUAUUACAAUAAUGAAUCACAGCUGUGCUAGUGCUCAGAUAGACUUAACUAAAUUUGGCAUUUCUGGGUUGGAGAACCAAGUAUUAAAAACAUAUUAUAGUCGAGAGAAUAAGACGUUUUUUAAUUGAAUAGGAAUUGUUCAAGCCCCGGAUGUAUAGGUUAAAGGAACGUGCACUAGACAAGACAAUUUUAACCUUCAAUUUUGUUCAGGUACAAUUCGUCUACACUUCACUAUCAUAAAUGGCAGUCUGCAUUCCCUAUCUUCCGAUGAGAGACUUGCAGCAUCGGGUACAGAUGUGGUAGUCAACUCCACUUCAAUACUUAUCAACAAUGGCUGGAGUGUCGGGGCAAUUCCUUUGAGCAUCGUCAACGACAACCUGGCCGAACUGGAUGAAUAUUUCUUGGUUAAUAUUACCAGUGUUGAACUGGUGAAUACGUCAGCGCGUUCUAUCAAUAAUGAAACAUUCACACCGCCUCGACUUGGCCAAUAUUUAACGUCAGAGGUGAAGAUUGGAAAGAAUGAUGGACCACAGGGAAUUCUGGUUUUCUCUCCUCCAAGGUUUGUGUUUGAUGUAGUAUAGGAGAGUUUCAGUGAGUGUUCACCUACGACAACAUAGACGAGUUGUGUUCUUGAUUUACACAGUACAACUCACUCCUGGGACAACCAAGUGGAUAAGAUAUAUAAAUACCUUAAUUCCAGGCUUUAUCUGUUUAAGCGUAUUUGCCCAGCCCUCCCACUGAAAUGCAGAAUUAAGUUUUACUAUACUUUUAUCUACCCCCAUUUACUUUAUGGCAUCACUAUUUGGGGCAAUGCACGCCAUGAGCUUAUCGACCCUUUGCUUAAACUUCAAAAAAGAGCAGCCAGAUUGGCUUUGGACGAGAGUAUGUCAACGCCUUCUGUUGAUCUGUUCCGCAAACUGGAAUGGAUUCCCAUCUACAACUUAAUUAAGAUGCGAAAAAUUUUACUCGUUGUAAGCACCUUGCGCAGCUCAUCUCCUAGUGAUCUGCGCGAGUUGUUUUGUUUCUCUGGGGCAUCGCACGAUGUACAUACUCGCUUCUCUGUUACUGAUCUCAAAAUACCAUCUGUCAAAUCUAAUCUUUCCAAGACCAAACUCUCAUACAGUCGUGGUUUACUUUUCAACUCUUUACCAAAUGACCUGAAAGUGUUUAACGAUUAUUCCCCGUCUGCGUAUAAGCAUAAAUUUAAGAGGUUUUUCUCUAAUCUUAAUCAUGAGGUUGACCAUCGUGAACAAUUUUCGUGUCUUUUCUUGCAAAAACCUAGUUAAGUGCAUUUGUUACUCGCACUGAAUUUUCUUUUAAUUUUUAAUAACUUAUAUUGUCAAAACUAAAAAAAACAACAACAUUAUGCAUGCUUAGUAAUACAGUUAUUUUCGUAUUUGGUACUAUAAGUUGUAUAGUCCCAUGUGCUGUGUCAAAUGCAACUAUAGUCUUGCUUCUUUGUAUAUAUUGUAAAUACUGUAGGUUAUCUAAUUUUUAGAGGGCCAUUUUGUAGAAUACCUUCAUAGGUAAAAAUGUAUAUUUACCCUCAUCAAAUAAAGUUUAUUAUUAUUAACUCAAGUUGUAAGCAGGUUGCAUGCGACAGUUUUAGGAAAAAGUUGUGUAGUGUAAAAUCGGCCUUUACAAGACAACUGGGGCCGGUUGUUCAAAGGUGGAUUAGCGCUAACCCUGGGUUAAAAUUUAAUCUGCUGUUUUAGUUUAUGUAUUUCUGCACGUCUCUUUAUUUCAAAACUUCAGAGAAGAAAACUCCAACUGAUACAAACAAUAUUUCUGAAGAAAUAUUUCCAAAUUUAUAAACAAGCUGUUGGGACGUUUGCUUUGAAUUUUAGGUUAACCUAGGCCCUAGGAUUAAGCUAAUCUGGUUCCGAACAACCGGGCCCAGAUGGUCAAAUCAGGGUUCGUAGCGGUCUUUGAAAUCCUUGAAAGUCUUUAAAUUUGAAUGCAGGUCUUUAAGGUCUUUGAAAAGUUUUUGAAGUGUGUCAAAAAGCGAAGAAAGUCUUUAAAAGUCUUUAAAUUCUUUAGUGAUUAUUUGAUUAUACGAUUUCCUAGCUAAUAAAAUAGAUUGAUUGAAGCAAGAAUUUCGCAAAUAUCGACGAAAAAGUGCAUUUUAGGAUGUGAUUUGACGGGACUAAUUACCUGGUAAAAAUGGUGCUUAUACAUCGCAAUUUUUCGACACCUGAUUGUUCUCAAAGGUCUUUGAAAAGUCUUUGACAAUAGGCAGAAAAAAUCUUUGAAAGUCCUUGAAAUUUUUUGGUCUUGGAGUCUACGAACCCUGUCAAAUGAACCAACAAUUACCACAGUGAGAGAAUAAUGUUAAAUCUUAUCAUCAUAUGUAAUACUGCGUGGGAAAUAAAACAAAGUCACCAUUUCAUUGAACACCAUUGUCCAAAUUUUCUGACCUAGGUCAGGCUUAGGUUACGCCAAAGAGUGUUUUAGACUACCAUAAUGUAGUACAAAUACGGCUCGAGAAUACCGAUCUUCUGCCGUAGAAACACUGGUCCAGCCAGGAAUGGUUGAACGGUUCUUAUACUUUAUACUUGACCUCUAUAGGAAGAACAAUUUUGAGCUAAUUUGGCUGUCCAUUGUGGAUAAAUUAUUUGGCUGUCCAUUGUGGAUAAAGUUAUCCUUGCAAAGCUGGGGGCGGUUGUUCAAAGCUGGGUUAGCUUAGCCCUGCAUGGGUUAACCUAAAAUUCAAAGCAAACUUCCUGACAGCUUGUCUAUAAAUUUGGAAAUAUUUCUUCAGAGAUCUUGUCGUCCAGAAAUACACAAACUAAAACAGCAGGUUUAAUUUUAACCCAGGGUUAGCGCUAACCCACCUUUGAACAACCGGCCCCUGUUGAUUAUAAUUUCGUUUUGUCUUCAGAGUAAACGUACCGGAGGAUAUCGCAUCAUUCAACUUGACAGUGUUACGAACGCAAGGAACGUUUGGUGAUAUAGAAGUAAACUACUACAUCAGACGAAUUAAUAUCGAAGAAAGUGACUUUAGACUCUACGGCAACCUUCAAAUGGGCGGCGAAGGAACUCUGAAAUUCUACGUUGGAGAACGAAGACAAAAUAUUACAAUCUUUAUUCACAAUGAUGUAAUACCCGAAGCCAACGAACAGUUUGAGGUUCGCUUGAAGUCACCGCGCGGUGGAGCACUUUUGGGACUGGACUAUAUCGCUUACGUCACUGUACUUGUAAACGAUGCAGGCAACGGGAUAUUCAGGUUCAGUGAUGGAUCUCUAGGUAUGACAAUUGAUGAACCGGGUAGUCGACAUGUUGGUACCACUCGAGCGAGUUUUACAGUAGUGCGUGAGAAUGGUACCAUUGGUGAGGUGGUUUUAGGGUGGAGAAUUGCAAAUGUCACCGCGAGUUUGGAUUUCAAGUCUCUGAAUGGUACAGUGUUGUUUAAAGAUGGUGAGCAAAGGAGGUCAUUCAUUGUUGAAACAGUGGUCGACACUGUUCCUGAAAAGGAGGAACGGUUUUUGAUUGUUUUGUCUGUUCUGAGAGGUAAGGCAUUAACGUUGUUUAUGCUGUACCAAGGGUGUUAGUUGUUAGUGCAUGUGUCUUUCAAAUCUGUGAUAGGGUUUUAUUCCUGCAUUAAGAAGUUCUCUGAUUGUAAUUCCACCGUAGUCACAUGUGAGAAGAGUAAGCCUGCUGGUUUUCUCUGUAUACCACCAUUUCAUCCUGUACUAACUGGACCUAUAAGGGAUAGCUUUUGUCAGACCUCUAUAGGUAAAACAGAUAGAGCUAUCCAGUAUAAAUACAGUUAUUUUAGUUUAGGUUUCCUUCUGUGGUAACACUGGACCUUUUAGGGAAUAGGAGAUAGUCCUUACUGGACAUUCAGACAGAUCAGUUUAGAACAGAGCAGCUCACUGUACAAGAAAAGUUUUGGUUUCCUCCACUAGUGACACUAGACAAAUAAGGGAAGUCCCUUUAUCGUACCUCUAGAGAGAACAAAUAAAUCCAUUGUAAGUUCACAUGAAGUGACACAACCAUGAUAAAUAAUUUUAUCAGUUUUAUCGUUUUCCGGACGAUAAAAAUCCCUCGUUCGCAGCGCUCACUCGUGAUAUUUACGAUAUCGUCCUCAAGCGAUAAUCGCCUCGCCCCUCAUAUGAUAACCUAUACUUAUUCUCUAGGUGGUGGUGACUUGACAUCGCCCAGUCAAGCAUGGCUGACUUUCAGUGAAAAUGAUGAACCUUAUGGAGAACUUGACUUUGCCUUGCCCCCUCAAACAUUGAAUAUCGAAGAGACAAUCGGUUAUGCUGAAAUCAAAGUUCUUCGUCGUAAAGGAACUUAUGGUACAAUCACUGUAAAUUACCACACAAUUUCUCAAACAGCUGACAGUUCUGUGGGGCCGCUCAUGAGGUUCGGAGUGUUUCAAAGUUUUCAGACACAAAAUGCUCAAACAUGGUAUUCGUUCUCGGCGUAUGGUAAACAGUAUUUAUUGCUUGGUGCUAGCAAUGGUUCCCUAAGAAACGAUGACGUGAACAUUGGCUCGGGUUUGUUUUAUUGGCAAGGAGUGUAUACCCAUAUUACGGUAUGUCUAACUUACAUGUAUUUCUUAUGAUAUCUAUUUUGAUAUAUGAACAUGGGUGAACAUUGAAAAUAUCCUGUAAAUAAUCAAGUAAAUCAACACUUGGAGUCUUGGACAUCGUAACUGUGUGAGACGAACAAAUUGUAGAACUGGUGUCAUGCUAUAUUUUACAGGAAAAAAUAUUUCACAUUAAAAUAUAACGUAAAACUAAUUUAGAUAACAUAGGGGACACUAUCAGGGAGAUCCAUACUCCCCCAGAAAAUUUUGAAAAUCACGUGUCGCAGAUCGGCUAAAAAUGCAUUUGCUAUACAACAUUUGUUACAUCAUUCCAUAGUCCAUGCAUUAACACACCAUCGCACUAUUAAGAUGGAUGCACUUAUAAUAAGCAUUUCUGAGAUCAUGGUGUGAAUUUUCUUCUAAAUUUCUCCUUUUAUCUAAAUUAUUACAAUUUUUCUUUCUUGGGGAAAUAUUUUCUGGGAACUCAAAACAUUUUCUGGGACCAAUCCCGUGGUCUGAUACUUUUUCCAGCCCUGUGUAUGAAGUUGAACUCAACUCCCUAGCUCAAGUACCUUUAUCGAUUUAUCCGAAGGAUAUCAGGAUGAACUUUCUGACAUUGCCAAUCUUUUAUUUCCUUUUAAUUUAGAACAUCACAACCAACAAUCCAGUUCAGUUCGAAUCAUUCGACAUCAACGGCCAGUACUACAUUGCUGUAGCAAAUCAUGGCUCCGAGAACAACCAUGAAGUUGACUCGACAAUAUACCGGAUGUUUGAAAAUGGAACAGUGUUGCAUUUUCAGGAUAUUUCCACUCAAGGAGGGUCGGAUGUGAAGUUCUUUAGACCUCAGGGGAGUGGUGAUUCGUAUCUAAUCUUUGCGAACAUGAAGGACAAUUCUGGUAAUACUGCUGUGCUCUCGAAGGUGGGUGUAUUUUAUUAUUGUGUUGUGUUGUGUUGUGUUGUGUUGUGUUGUGUUGUGUUGUGUUGUGUUGUGUUGUGUUGUGUUGUAGCGUUGUGUUGUGCUGUGUUGUGUCAUGUUGUGUCAUGUCGUGUUGUGUUGUGUUGUGUUGUGUUGUGUUGUGUUGUGUGGUGUUGUGUUGUGUUGUGUUGCAUUUGAUUGCCUUGCAUUAAUUGGAUUGGAUUGUUUUGUGUCUUAUUGUAUUCUAUUGCAUUCGUUUCUAUGGGAUUUAUUGUAUUUUUUAAUAUAACGUUUUGUAGGUUUACAAAUGGGUUAAUGGUCGUUUUGUGGAGCACGGACCAGGCCUAAACUGCCGGGGAGCUUCAGGCCUUGCCUUAUUCAGAGUAAAUAAUCGUAACUUCCUCGCGAUCUCUAGCUACUAUGACAGUGUUAACCGCAACUACCAAAGCAAAUCUGUCACUUUUGAAUGGAGGAAUGAUCAGUUUGUACUUCUGUCAGAAAUCACUACGAAUGGCGCUACUGGGGUAGAAUACUUCAUGUUAGAUGGAGAUCAUAUUCUGCUGUUUGUGAACUCUCGUUCGUCCCCUGGUCUGUAUAAAUGGAAUGCUGGGACGUUCGUCUUGCAUCAAGAUGUGCCCAUCACUAAUGCGAAAUCUGUGAAAGAGUUCUUACUGAACAACGAAGGUGUGUUUUGAUUGUGUAUCAUAAACAAUAAAGCACAUUUAAGCAGUCAUUUUGUACGAAUCAGUGAGGUCGUAGCUACGGGAGAAAUGAAGGGUCCGGACCUCCCUCCCCCACUUUCUUCAGCACCAAUUUUGUAAUUCUUUUAAAACUGAGGAGAAGCUGGGGAGGGGGCCGGAGUAACCUCUUAAUGCUGUCAUCUAUGACAUAAAAUAUACCAAAUCUGUGGUUGUCACCCCCCCCCCCCGCCCAUUUGUGUGGGACUGGAUACGCCCCUGGAAUCAGAAUUUACAAAGAUAUUCAACGUGACAGCAGAUUGUAAUGUAUGUUUUUAUCAUGUUCUUAGCUUUCUUGGUCAGUACUACAUCAGAAGGUAGCUCGCACCUUUGGAAAUGGGAUAGGAACACAUCAAACUUCCAGUUUUACACG